This is a messenger RNA of Paramecium tetraurelia, 312 nucleotides long. RefSeq lists its product as uncharacterized. NCBI's taxonomy places the organism in Eukaryota, Ciliophora, Oligohymenophorea, Peniculida, Parameciidae. The record is from RefSeq and is a predicted model, not a curated record. The transcript is spliced from 2 exons.
AUGCAAGAAGCUUAUGUCUUACAUGAUCAAUAUAGGAAUCAAUCCAUGUUCAACUACAUCAGUGGAACAUCUCGUCCUCUUUAUUUUAAAAGGCCUUUAGUGCCUAAAAUGACAGACACUCCUAUAAAAUUGAGUCAGCCCCAGUAUAAUUUAGUGAAAGUACAACUUCCUCCUGUCAAAAUGACAAUAGAAAGAGUAUCGCAACAGUUUUUUUCUGUGUUAAAGACAGAAGCUGAGGCCUAGACCGAUCCAUACCAGCUCAUGAUUAGAAUGAAAAUUAAAAUAUAGAAAUAUUAGCGUUGCAACAUUUGA